CCCGGUUUUCUCCUUUCCUUCUCUCCCCCCAAACCCGCCGGCAACCACAUGCCCAGCCAUCAUCAUCACCCCCUCAUGCCGGCCAUCGUGCCCCUAUCCCCCUUUUUGCGCGAACCAGCUCCCUCUGCUCUCCGCGCCCAAUCACCAACUCUGCACUCUAGCCUUCCUCCGCACCAAAUCAUGCACUCUACCCCUCCUGUGCACCAAACCCGCUCCACCUCCCUCUGCACCGAAUCAGCUUCCACCCCCUCUGCACCGAAUCAGCCUCCACCCUCCUCUGCACCAAUCUCCUGCUUCCUCUCCCCUCUGCAUCAAUCCCCAGCUCUGCCACAGAUCCCCUGCCUUGCAUCCGAGCCUUGCUCCUACGCUUGACCGUGCCUUCUGCCCCCAGAUAUCUCCUCUGCGCCCAGAUUUCGUGCAAUCAUGCACUCCUGCAUCCCCUGCACUCAUUACCCCCCUGUUUGCUUCCUGCUUCGCUGCGCCGAUCUGCACUCAUCACCCCGGCUCUUCCCCGAACCAAUCGCCAGCCGAUCCCGCACUCAUUACCCGCCUGCGCCCCUGUUGCAGCCCGAUCCUCUGUGUCGCUGCAACCCAAUCUUGCAACCCGAUCUUGUACCUGCUCUGAUCGUCCGUUCUGCUUGUCUCGUUUUCUGCAAGUGUGGUUUGAGUAUUGUCGGAGGUGGCAGCAAGAGAAAGGGGACUGCUGAGCGUCCAGAAUUCACCGAAGGAGAUCGUGCAUUUUCUGGGUUUCUGUUGUCUUAGGUAAAUUACUGGAACUGAGAGGAUUCGGGAGGGGUGGUGAAGGUGAUGAACAGAAUUUGAUCCCGUGGGUGGGAUCCCUCUGUUUGGAUCUUGAUCCGUUCCUUUCCUGAAUUCUCCGCUGUAGAUUUUAUAUUUUCUUCCUUUGAUGCUUUGUGUUGUUUAGUGAUUGAAAUGCUGAAAUUUAUGUGUAUCUGUUGAGAAAUGAAUGGUAGAUUUACUG
Messenger RNA from Rubroshorea leprosula, 982 nucleotides. The record is from the annotation of a GenBank genome assembly. NCBI's taxonomy places the organism in Eukaryota, Viridiplantae, Streptophyta, Magnoliopsida, Malvales, Dipterocarpaceae.